Fragaria vesca subsp. vesca is the source of this 2127-nucleotide messenger RNA. RefSeq lists its product as uncharacterized. Lineage: Eukaryota; Viridiplantae; Streptophyta; Magnoliopsida; Rosales; Rosaceae. The record is from RefSeq and is a predicted model, not a curated record. The transcript is spliced from 6 exons. Gene Ontology annotation, molecular function: protein binding. The coding region runs from base 82 to 1917 and encodes 611 amino acids.
GUACCCGAAGAUCAGAAACACAACACCACCUAACCGAUUGACAAUCUCGGAAGACCAAACCAAUCAGCACAGCUAUUAGCCAUGGAGACCCAACUGGUGGAGCUUUGCUUAAACUCCGCGUGUGAAAGCAGAGACAGCGUCGAGAAAUGGCGGCGGCAGCGGCGGAGUCUAGAGCACUUACCUUCUCAGCUCGCCGACUCUCUCCUCCGUCGCCUCAUCUCUCGCCGCCUCAUCUUCCCCUCUUUGCUCGAGGUGUUCAAAAACAGUGCUGAGGAGAUUGAUCUGAGAGGCGACACCAACGUUGACGCUGAGUGGUUUGCAUACAUUGGAGCAUUUAAACACUUGCGGAGUUUGAAUGUCUCUGACUGCCGUAGACUCACAAGCUCAGCUCUUUGGGCUUUAGCAGGGAUGGAGAGUUUAUGGGAGCUGGAUCUUUCGAGAUGUCCCAAGGUUAAUGAUGGUGGCAUUAGACAUCUUUUAUCUGUGACAAGUUUGGAGAAGUUGUGUAUUUCGGAGACGGGUGUGUCUGCUAAAGGGGUUAUGCUUCUCUCUACGCUUGGAAACUUGUGUGUUCUCAACUUGGGUGGUUUGCCUGUCACUGAUCAAGCACUGAGUUCUCUCCAGGUACUUAAUAAACUCCAGUACCUUGACCUUUGGGGGAGUAAGAUAUCUGACAAGGGUGCUGCUCUACUUCAUAUGUUCCCUAGGUUGACUUUCCUCAAUCUAGCUUGGACAAGCGUCACGAAGUUGCCAAAUCUGUUAACCCUUGAAUGCUUAAACAUGAGUCACUGUACAAUAAAUUCUCUACUUGAAGGAGAUAAUGGUAAAGCUCCUUUAGUCAAGCUUACUGUUUCUGGAGCUACAUUUGGAGAAGAGGUUGCUAAUUUCCAUUAUAUAGAAACAACCAUAUUAACCUUUUUGGAUCUGUCCAAGUCUACGAUUCAAGACUUCAGCUUCUUAUCUCAUCUAAAUGCGCUGAAACACUUGGAUCUCAGCUCAACCGCCAUAGGGGAUGAUUCACUUGAACUUGUUGCAUGUAUUGGAGUGAAUUUGAAACAUCUAAAUCUUAACAAAACCAAAGUAAGCUCUGCAGGAGUUGGAAAUUUAUCAGGGCAUGUACCUAAUCUUGAGGUGUUUUCUAUAUCUCAUACAUCAGUAGAUGAUGUUGCCAUAUCUUACAUUGGGAUGAUGCCUUCUGUGAAGGAUGUUGACUUGAGCAAUACCAACAUUAAAGGUGUCAUUUACCAAGCGGAGCAUGUACCUGAGCCUGAGCAUGUACCUGAGCAUGAGCAUGAGCUUGAGUCUGAGCCUGAGCUUGAGCCAGAUUCAGUCCUCUCACUGUCAGCACUUCAAAGUCUCAGGCAUCUGGAAAGGUUGAAUUUGGCAGAUACACAAGUUAUGGAUGCAGCUCUAUACCCUUUAACAAGCUUUCUGGAGUUAAGGCAUUUAUCUCUUAAAAACGCUUCUCUUACUGACUUCUCCCUUAACUAUGUGUCAUCCAUAUCAAAGCUGACAAAUGUCUGCAUUAAUGAUGGUGUUCUGACAAAUUCUGGGCUCAUUUCAUUCAAACCCCCAGCAACUCUAAGAAUGAUGGACCUGAGGGGUUGUUGGCUCUUAACUGUGGAUGCUAUCACAUCCUUUUCUAAAACUCACCCCCAGAUUGAAGUAUGGCAUGAUCUUAUUCACAUCUCACCACCAGACCUGACUAUUUUUAGUGCUGCACCUUCUUCAAGAUCAACUUUGAAGACUUCACAAGUGAAGAAGGAGAAGCAUGAAAGUAUUCCCAUGUUGGAAUGUUUUUUAGAUCAAAGAUUGAAGUAUAGCAGAGAAGAGCUUCUUUCUAUGCGGUUCUCGUCUGUUUCCCUUGCAGCUCCUAUUGAUAGAGACAUUGGAAUAUGCAACACACAAUUGGGUUAAGCUGGAGCAAAUUCAUUAGUUCCAUCCUGAGUAGUUUGAACUCUUUUCUCUUGUAUGCGAACCUUGUCUCAAGUCGUAUUUAGUACUCAGUGCCAAUGUGCUUAUGUAGUUCUUCUGUCUGUUUUCACAUUCCAAAUUCCCAUGGAUAACUAGAAGUCACUGUAGGAAACGAGGUUGACAAUGUGCAUAGAUUGCACCGUUGAUGAUAAG